AUGACUGACUGGGACAUUGUGUCAAAACAACUGGGCCAAUACAUGCUGAAAGGCUAUACGCUGUUGGACACAGUGUGUGCGACAUGCUCCAAGACUCCGUUGAUGAGACUUCGCAACGAACCAGAGUUUUGCGUCCUCUGUGAUUCGCCAGAAAAAAAACAGGAGAAGCAGCGAGAGCAACAACUGAAACAGGAGGAGGAAAAAGUACCGGCUGCAACGCCGCAACAGAAUGCGUCAGAGCCUGGUGAGGGAGUUACGGACAUGGCUUGUGAUGACCAAGGGAUUGCUGAGUCUACGACAUCGUUGGUAACCAAUUCAACCGUUUAUGGCCGACUUGUUGGUCAAUUGGAGCAGUUGAUCGAACGUGAGCUUCCGCUCCCAACUGAUCAUACGUGUGACUCUGCUUUAGCAAGAGUGGAGCGUGCACUUCAACUCAUCCAAUUGACCAAGAAGACAGCCCAGUAA
Molecule: messenger RNA, 465 nt
Organism: Schizosaccharomyces japonicus yFS275
Lineage: Eukaryota; Fungi; Ascomycota; Schizosaccharomycetes; Schizosaccharomycetales; Schizosaccharomycetaceae
Product: Sjogren's syndrome/scleroderma autoantigen 1 family protein
Exons: 1
Coding region: 1-465 (154 amino acids)
Source: RefSeq, a predicted model, not a curated record